AUGGCUGAAGACUGCCAGAGAAACUUUCCCUCCAUCUACUAUGAGAAAGUGGGAUUUCGAGGGGUCGAGGAGAAGAGAUCGUUGGAAAUCCUCCUUAAAGAUGACCAACUUGACAUUGAGAAGCUUUGCACGUUCAGUCAGUGGUUUCCCCUUCCAUCAAUGUACCAGGCCCUGGUGUGGAAAGUGCUUUUAGGAAUCCUGCCACCCCACCAUGAAUCUCACAGCCAGGUGAUGGCUUACCGUAGAGAACAGUACAUGGAAGUCCUCCACGCCUUGGAAGUCUUACGCUUUGUCAACGACUCCACCUCACAAGGGGAUGUUUAUCUACGCAUGUAUCAACUGGAUUCGGGAAAGUUGCCUCGGAAUCCAAAUUUUCCUCUGGAGCAGGAAGAUGAAAUAUUUCUUGCUAUCGCUAAAGCCAUGGAAGAGAUUGUGGAAGAUAAUGUUGACUGCUAUUGGCUGAUCAGAUAUUUUGUGAAUCAGUUGAACAGUAAAUUCUGGGACACCUUACCUUACCUGCCAAAGGCUUUUGAACGAUACUUGAAUCUUGAAGAUAGCAGACUCCUGAGUCAUUUGAAAUCAUUUUCUGUGGUCACCAAGCUGCCGUAUGAUCUUUGGUUCCAAAAGUGCUUUGCAAGAUGCUUACCUGAGACCAGUUUACAGAGAAUUUGGGACAAAGUCAUAAGUGGUUCCUGUAAGAUCCUUGUUUUUGUUGCUGUGGAAAUUUUAUUAACCUUUAAAAUAAAGGUAAUGGCAUUGAACAAUGCAGAGAAGAUCACAGAGUUUCUGGAAAAUAUCCCUCAGGACAGUUCUGAUGCGAUCGUGAGCAAAGCCAUCGAUCUGUGGCACAAGCACUGUGGGGCCCCAGUUCAUUCCGCAUGAGGACUCUCUCCAGGCCGUAGGGCAGGCUUCGAUCCCGGAGUCUCUGCGGAAGGCCUUUCUUUUCUACUUCACUGUAUGUGUACUUGUGGAACUGUUCGGAGGCAGUGCUUUUGGUGUGGUGCUGAAAAUGUAAAUAUUAUCAAUAACAAAAGCAUAUUAAAGCCA
This is a messenger RNA of Tachyglossus aculeatus (Australian echidna), 1047 nucleotides long. It is a transcript of the gene TBC1D7, whose product is annotated as TBC1 domain family member 7. The record is from RefSeq and is a predicted model, not a curated record. Gene Ontology annotation, biological process: negative regulation of TOR signaling; activation of GTPase activity. NCBI's taxonomy places the organism in Eukaryota, Metazoa, Chordata, Mammalia, Monotremata, Tachyglossidae. Bases 1 to 882 code for a protein of 293 amino acids. The transcript is spliced from 8 exons. Gene Ontology annotation, molecular function: GTPase activator activity.